UGAUAAAUGUUUUGAAAACAAAUUAGAAAUAAAUUAAAUUAUACUAAAAUACUCGUUUAAUAACAAGCUUAGCCAAAGCACUGCCAUAUGUCGAAAGGCGACAAAACGCUGAAGUACGAGAAUGUUAACGGUGUCAUGUUAUCACUCAGAGUGGACGGUAGAAACAGUUCGCCGAAAUCCAGACAAUUUACCAUAUCAUACAGCAGCAGCAAUGAGGAACGUAAAUCAAAUUGGUCCAUGAUAUCGCUCCUUGUAGCUAUACUGGCCAAUAUUGUAUUUCUUAUUUACGUGCGAAUCAAUUUGACUAUAUUGGUAGUGAUAGUUACAGUUUUAUCAUUCAUAGUAUUUUUUUGGGUAACGCACAGUGUGCAGUCAGAGACACUGUUAGUUAUUCCAACUGUGGGAAUACAAAGCUCAGUGCAAUAUGUUGUUGGCCGGGAAGACAACUUUGUGCCAUGGACCAAAAUAGAUGACAUCAUUAUAAAUGAAGCUAUUAAGUUGAAUCGUGUUUUGUAUUUCCUCACCUUAUUAGUUAAAAUCAAUAGUGAUUAUGAGCCACUCAAAUUAAUACCAUUAUUCAAGUACACCAAGCCACGACUUUUGAUGCUGGAGAGCAUUUACAAGGAGAUCCAGGAUCUGCUAACAGAACAGGCCAUGGGUGCUGGAGACAUAGGAGGCUAAUUUAACACAGUCAUAUACCGUAACUACAAGAUGGAGUAUGUAGGUGAAUCAACUUUUUCUUCUUACUAAUUUAAUCUAAUAGGGCAGCCAUUCUCAAAGUGUGCUCCGCGGACCCCUAGGGCUCCGCAUAGCCUCAGUUGGGGCUCCGCGAGAAUACUUGUAAUUAUAAGAAAAAACAACCGCUCUUGACCACUGUGAAACACUGUGGACCAGAUAUACCUAUGGACAGCGACAAAUGUUUUUUUUUAUUUAGGGCUCCGUCAAAUAUUUCGCUUUCCAUAAGGGUUCCGUCACCAAAAAAGUUUGAGAACCGCUGUAAUAGGGUAUUUGACUGUAUUUAAAAUAAAUUAUUUCACACCAUGCAUGAAAUAAAGCACCAGAUAAUUAUUAGAAAAAAAAAUAGCAGUCAUUUUACUUAUUUUUAAUAUGAAAAUGACUGUAUUAGUCUUCUAGGUGCUUAUUCAAUAAGUAUAAUGUAUCUUUACAUUACAUAUGGUGCUACUUUACCGCACUAGUGCGAUAAUUAGCACAUUACGUAACUGACGAAAAUUUAAAGGGCCAUAUGUACUGUAAAAUGUUGUACGAUACAUUUUUCGCACUUGUAUCGUAAUGUACUAUUAUUGUCUGAAACAUUCCUUUAUGAUUAUAAAGUAUUUAGAAAUAAGUAGUAGUUACCAUAUAUACCAGGGCAUCAGGACCUUAGGAGUAAAAAGUUGGGGAAGGAAAACCACAAAUAAAUCGUACUGGAGAGAUUUGCUUGACCAGGCUAACUAGGCUAAGGCCCACCCGCGGCUGUAGUGCCUUCAGAUGAUGAUGAUGAAGUGGUUACCAUAUUUGUGUCUAGUCAACCUACAUUUUAGAACAAUCGUUAUUUAUGUAUAAUGUUAAGGUAUGUCAAGGUUUUCUAAGACUCAACAAUUUUAUGUGUGCUCAAAAUUGUUACAAAAUAAUAUUCUCUUCGGUUACCGCGAUAGUUACUCAUGAAAUAAAACUAUGAAAACGGAUUAUAUCGCGUUUAUAUAUAUCUUUACUUAAAAAAUAAUAAUAAUAAUGAAGGAUGUAGUGUAUACCUAUAACUAGCCUUAUGAACCGAUUUUGCAUGUACAACCAGCCUUAAAGUUUUCUAUGAUGGUUCAUUGUUUUUAGUAUGUGGGUAUUUUUGCAUUUUGUGGUUUUUCCUCAGUCACCCGUUGACCACGAACGCUGUAAAGAGUUCGGAACGUCGGGAUGUAUUAUAAAUUCAAUAUACGCGAUAUAAUCCGUUUUCAUAGUUUUAUUUCAUGUUACAAAAUAAAUUAAAUAGUUAAUUCAGAAAAGUUUUUCAUUCAAUAGGCCAAGAAUCUCUAUGAGUGUUAUGGUUUGA
Molecule: messenger RNA, 2044 nt
Organism: Cydia strobilella
Lineage: Eukaryota; Metazoa; Arthropoda; Insecta; Lepidoptera; Tortricidae
Product: phosphatidylinositol N-acetylglucosaminyltransferase subunit H-like
Exons: 4
Coding region: 88-681 (197 amino acids)
Biological process (GO): GPI anchor biosynthetic process
Cellular component (GO): glycosylphosphatidylinositol-N-acetylglucosaminyltransferase (GPI-GnT) complex
Source: RefSeq, a predicted model, not a curated record